Closterium sp. NIES-67 is the source of this 2930-nucleotide messenger RNA. Lineage: Eukaryota; Viridiplantae; Streptophyta; Zygnematophyceae; Desmidiales; Closteriaceae. The record is from the annotation of a GenBank genome assembly.
GCAUAGCAGUGCAAGACAGGCGUGCAUGGGCCCUCUCCCCUGCCCAGCUAAGCGCAGUUCCCCCAUAUCCAUGUCCGCAGGCCUCCAGCGCGGAAGAGCUUGGCAUGUGAAGCCAUGAGCGCUCGUGUGGACGGUUCGUACGACUUACGCGCGCCGCGACUCGAGAUCGAAGCGCGAAGUGGUGACGGCGAAAUCUUGCUUUCUUGGACAUCCGCCGAACCGCGCUUUCGGCCUUGAUUUGAGCCGAGGUGGCCAAUGCUAGCUGCUCGUCAUAACACCGUGAAUCCCCUCGAACAACUCGACCCUCCCUAUCAGAAACAAGCAGCACGCAACCACUCCACUAAGCUCCUACACCAUUACCCAAUUUCCAGAACAAGACCGAAUCAGAGCUAGCACACUGGAACUCACCUCUCUCCUCGUCCCGUCCUUGCAAGCGCGAUCAACCACCACCUCAACACAAUGGCUGCAACGCGCCUUCGCGUCACCGCUCUCCUCCUCCUGCUGCUGCUCUCCUUCCUCACCCUGGCUGCACACGCGGACGACAUGGCAGCAGUGAACGCCAUAUUCAACGCCGCAGGGGCGGGCAUGAGCGGUGGCGGGCUGCUGGAGCCCGUGUGCUCGCGCGCAGGCAUCUCGUGUGAGUACGGGCGCGUGGUGCACAUCGAGUAUUCGCAGUGCAGCGACCCCCCCGCCAGCACCAUGCUGGAGGGCACGCUGCACUCCGCGCUGGGCUCGCUGGCGUACCUGCAGACGCUCAACUUCUCCUGCAACAACCUGCGCGGUGCCAUCCCCUCCGCGCUCACCAACCUGCAGCGCCUCACAGCGCUGGACCUGAGCUUCAACUCGCGCCUGCGGUCGCGCGUGCCGCAGCACCUCUUCCGCAUCCCGUCCAUCCACACGCUGCGCAUCAGCAACGCGGGGCUGUACGGGAACCUGCCCACCAGCCCGCAGAACUACUCGACCACGCUGCGCCACCUGGAGCUGGCGCACAACCUGCUCUCCGACUCCCUGCCCAACGCCCUCACCGCCAUGCGCAACCUCGAGAGCCUGGACCUGAGCUUCAACCGCUUCACCAGCAACAUCCCCAACUUCCUGUCCGCCAUCAACUCGCUGCGCACCCUGGACCUCAGCUUCAACCGCUUCUCAGGCAAGCUGCCGUGGGGCCUGGCAUCGCAGCACAACCUGCUGCACCUGAAGAUCGCAGGCAACCUGAUCACCGACUUCAUCCCCUCCGUGUUCAGCCAGAUGUCUAGCCUCAAGCUCAUGGACCUGAGCCACAACCGGCUGUACAACAGCAUACCCGCUGCCAUCCUCAACAUGCACUCGCUGGAGGAGCUGCACCUGCACCACAACUACCUCACCGGGGCCUUCCCCUCCGUCGCCGACUCGUCGUACCGCAACCUGAAGCACCUGGACGUGAGCCACAACCGGCUGACGGGGGAUUUCCCCACCACUCUGCACCACCUGGACCGCCUGACGCACAUCAACCUGGGGUGGAACCGCAUGUACAGCAGCGUGCCCACCAAUCUCCGCGAGCUCGACCUGCAGCACCUGGACCUGAGCCACAACUCGCUGUACGGCACGCUGGGGGUGUCCGCCAAACAUGCCCUGUACGCGCAGAACAACGGCUUCGACGGCGUGCUGGCAUCGGUCUUCUCCGACGCGGCGAAAGCCCCGCAGAAGGUUCUCGACCUGAGCUACAACCUGCUGUACACGCUGAGCCCCUUCCAGAACAUGCACCACACGGAGCGCGUCAACCUGGGCCACAACUCCAUCGAGCAAGGGAUCCCUGCAACCUUCCUCGUGGACGGGGCUGGGGGCGUGGCGCGCGCCAAGCACCUGGACCUGAGCUUCAACCGCAUCGACGGCGACCUGGCACCGCUGCGCCAGCUCACUGCGCUCACCAGCCUGGACCUCACAUGGAACCGGCUGGAUGGGGGCGUGCCCACAUGGGUGAGCGAGCUGACGGGGCUGCGGCGACUGCACCUGGAGGCGAACAAGCUGGGCGGCACAGUGCCCGGGGAGCUGUUCGCACGCAGCACGCUGCAGCAUGUGGACCUCAGCAAUAACGGACUCACAGGCCCCAUCCCCGACCUCACCAAUUGCCCCGCGGUGCUCUCCCUGGCCAACAACAGCCUGGGCGGCGCGCUGCCGGCGUCCGUGCUCAACUGCCGCUCCACGCUCACGGACCUCGACCUGUCGCGCAACAACUUCACAGGUCCCAUCCCCAACGUGCUCUCGCAAUUCUCCUUCCUCAACCGCCUCGACCUCAACCGCAACUACUUCAGCAGCUCCAUUCCCACAGGGCUCGGCGCGCUGCGAUCCCUCCGCGCGCUCGACCUGUCGUAUAAUCACCUCGAGGGGUCCGUUCCCACGGACCUCGGGAGUCGCCUGACGCUUAAGUCGCUCGCGCUGGGCGGGAACCGGCUGUCCGGGCAAAUACCGUUCCUCCUGGCCAAGUUCCCGCGCGCGAGCUUCAGGCCCGACAAUUGGAAGCUGUGCGGCACGCCGCUGCGCAGCUGCAGCAUGCGGUGAAGACGGGUGCAGAUGGAUGAACGGGAGAACGGGAGAAUGGGUGAAAGCGGGAAGGGAUCGCAAGGUGCGAGGGUGGAGAGAUGGAAGAGCGGUAGUCGACGAAUAUCAAGAUAAUGGGUCGCCAUAGGUCGUCUAGAUGGGGGUUAGUUGCAUAAAUCGCAGCUUCUUGUAUAGGUGACAAUUAGUUGUCUAGAGGGGGUUAGUCUUGAGCGACAGACAUCAGUGGUGGGCCCACAUGCGCGAAGAAGCUGGUGAGCAAAAGGACUAGGGAUGGGAAACGAGGUUCGUGCUGGCCGUGCAGAGCCUUGGAAGUUCACAAUUUUGGUUCGGAGGCUGCUGCGUUAGAAAGAAUUCUUAUUCUGCUGUGGUUUCUGGACUUUCUUGCCAGUGUAUUU